AUGAGGUUGCGCAACCAUUCCAGAGAGUGGCCCACAGGAAAAUUGUGCAAGCAAAUUUUUGAUUAUUUUGUCCCGAGACUUGGUGAUACGCACAAGAAAGUGAAGCAGAAGGCGCUGGAUGUGCUGGCUGAAAUCAUAGGCAUCCUGAAAGAUGGCUUAAACCCAGUGAUCAUCUGUUUGGUUGAAGGAAUAACAAACAACCUAAACUCAAAGGACCCCGGGGUUUAUGCCGCAGCUGUGAAAGCGCUGGAAGAAUCCAUGGCUCACUUAGCGCUUGUGGCAUGGGUUUAUCCCAGGAGCCCCGAAGUCGUCCAGCGCUACGCCCUGCCCGUGCUCUGGUCCUUCCUGGGGAACAAGGCGCUGCCUGUCCGAAGCGCCAAUGUCCGCACUGUGGUCACCAAGCUUGCCUGCGCCCUCUACAAGGUGAUGGGCGCCAAGCUGAGGAAGCAUGCUGCCAGCCAGCCUCCGCAUGUGCGGGAAAACCUCUCCGACAUUUUGGGCUGGUGAAGGCUCGAUGACCUGCAGAGAGAUGACAAAGUGCUGAGUUGGACACCUCCGGACGUGACUUCUUAGCUGUGCCAAAAAGGACAGAAUGCAAAGGAAGGGUGUGCACCUGCCCCCGCUCUCUCCACCCCCCUUCCUAGUCGUGGCAUGG
Corvus hawaiiensis (hawaiian crow) is the source of this 655-nucleotide messenger RNA. RefSeq names its product TOG array regulator of axonemal microtubules protein 2-like. Lineage: Eukaryota; Metazoa; Chordata; Aves; Passeriformes; Corvidae. Gene Ontology annotation, molecular function: microtubule binding. Gene Ontology annotation, cellular component: cytoplasmic microtubule; cilium. The record is from RefSeq and is a predicted model, not a curated record. Gene Ontology annotation, biological process: microtubule cytoskeleton organization. The coding region runs from base 1 to 507 and encodes 168 amino acids. The transcript has 3 exons.